Microplitis demolitor is the source of this 1100-nucleotide messenger RNA. RefSeq lists its product as uncharacterized. The record is from RefSeq and is a predicted model, not a curated record. Bases 17 to 457 code for a protein of 146 amino acids. Lineage: Eukaryota; Metazoa; Arthropoda; Insecta; Hymenoptera; Braconidae. The transcript is spliced from 2 exons.
UUCUCAAUUGCUAACAAUGAAAUUUUUAAAAAUUAGGUAUAUUUUAUUUUAUCUGACGCUGAUGCUCAUUUACUGUGGGAUUACUGAGAGUUUCGACCGUACACCGAGAUUUGGUUUACAAAUACUCAAAACUUUGCAUGAAAGUUUUUGUCAACAGUUUUGUAAUUCGCCAGUGGAUGAAAAUAUGUAUCCGUUGAGAUCAUUGAAGUGUAGAUUAAAAUGCCCAGUGCAGAAUAAGCCGGCAAGUGAUCAAGAAACGAAUCAUAAAAAUACAACAGAGUCACCGGUUGCGACAAAACCAGAGCAAUCGACGCUGUCAACUAAAAGUUCACCAGAACCGUCACAGGAAAAAUCAACUCCAGUACCACCCAAGGAUCCGCCAAAGAAAUCAACCCUAGAACCGAGAGUUACAGAAGAUCUAGAUUCCAUAAUAAGUCCAGAAGAAGCUGAAGCUUAACAAAUUUUUAAAAAAUUACUCUUUUUUUUUUAACUAUUGGUAGAUAAUUAAUUCAAAAGAAUAAUUGUAGUAAAUUGUGUAAUGGUGACGGCUAAAGGCAAACUGUUUUUUAUUUUACAUAAUAGAAUAUAUAUAAAUAUAUAAAUGCUUGUGUAUGCUGAGUUGCUAGUAGAAUAAUUCAUAUAAUAAGUACUGAGUAAUAGAUGAAUAGCUAUUGACUAAUAUUUGUAGUUCGUCGUCUAGUUCGAGAACAUAACAGGUAACAUUAAGCAUCAGAGGAUCAGAGAAUCGGAGUAUCGGAGACUGUUGUGUUAUUCGGUACAAUAAGUAGGUCAAUAUAAGCAACUUGUCUCACUUAUAAGCAUUACCUUUUUAUCUUAUUACGAAAAUAUAUUUGCUAUUAACUAGAUUAUAGUUAAGUAGUCCCUUAUUGCCAGUUGCUUUAUCCAUUUUAGAUUUAACUCAAGGAAUAGAUUCAUUUUCCUGACAUUUACAUUUUUUAUAUUUUAUCAAUUAAAAAUGGGGUUCACGUAAAAGUUGACAGAGACCUUUCUUUCAGAUAAUUUAAUUUCCUACAAAACUGCUCAUUGCUAUUUUUAUCGUAUCAUUAAUGGUUCAGCCGUAAUUAGCCGAUAAGUAGAAA